GCUGACCAGUGACCGGCGGACGGCUGGCUGACCACCGCGGAGCGACCACAGGUAUCUGCAGGCGCCAAGAUGCGUGAAAUUGUGCACAUCCAGGCGGGCCAGUGUGGGAACCAGAUCGGCUCAAAGUUCUGGGAGAUCAUUUCAAACGAGCACGGCCUGAGCAACGUCGGCCUGUACGAGGGCGACUCGGACCUGCAAAUCGAGCGCAUCAACGUCUACUUCAACGAGGGCAGCGAUGCCAAGUACGUGCCGCGCGCCGUGUUGGUGGACCUGGAGCCGGGCACCAUGGACGCCGUCCGAGCCGGGCCCAUCGGCAAACUCUUCCGACCAGACAACUUCCUGUUCGGUCAGUCCGGCGCCGGCAACAACUGGGCGAAGGGCCACUACACAGAAGGCGCCGAGCUGGUAGACAGCGUCCUCGACGUGGUCCGACGAGAGGCAGAGAACUGCGACUGCCUGCAGGGCUUCCAGCUUGCGCACAGUCUGGGCGGCGGCACCGGCUCCGGCAUGGGCACCCUGCUCAUCUCCAAGGUGCGCGAGGAGUACCCGGACCGGAUCAUGACCACUUUCUCGGUCACACCGUCUCCCAAAGUCUCCGACACGGUCGUCGAGCCGUACAACGCCACACUGUCCACGCACCAAUUGGUCGAGAACACGGACCAGACCUUCGGCAUCGACAACGAGGCGCUCUACGACAUUUGCAACAACCAGCUGAAGCUGAUGAAUCCUACGUACGGUGACCUAAACCACCUGAUAUGUCUCUGCAUGUCGGGUGUCACCACUUGUCUGCGCUUCCCCGGCCAGCUGAACGCCGACCUCAGGAAACUGGCCGUCAACAUGGUGCCCUUCCCGCGUCUGCACUUCUUCGUGCCCGGCUUUGUGCCGCUAGUGGCGAGGCCCAGCGAGUCGUACCGAGCACUCACCGUGCCGGAGCUCACCCAGCAGAUGUUUGACGGUCGAAACAUGAUGGCCGCCUGCGACCCCCGGCACGGUCGCUACCUCACUGCGGCCGCCAUCUUCAGAGGACGCAUGUCCAUGAAGGAGGUCGACGAGCAGAUGCUCAACAUCCAGAAGAAAAACUCCAGCUACUUCGUGGAGUGGAUUCCGCACAACGUCAAAACCGCUGUAUGCGACAUCCCGCCGCGAGGUCUGAAAAUGUCAGCCACAUUCAUCGGUAACACAACUGCCAUCCAGGACCUUUUCAAGCGCAUCUCUGAACAGUUCACUGCCAUGUUCCGGCGCAAGGCUUUCCUCCACUGGUACACCGGCGAGGGCAUGGACGAGAUGGAGUUCACCGAGGCCGAGAGCAACAUGAACGACCUCAUCUCCGAGUACCAGCAGUACCAGGAGGCCACUGCCGAUGACGUAGAGUAUGAUGAAGAGGAGGAUCUCGAAGGGGAAGGCAUGGACAUUGGACAAUGACCAAUACGAUGAUCAGGAGUAGCUGAGGCACCGUCACGUUCAGACUUUGAAACAACGAUCCUGUGGAAGGCGAUGAAACCUUUUCCGGCGGGUGCCGGGACGUUCGCACAGCUGUAUUCUGAAGGUCACCUUCUUUCGGAAACUUGUCUAUCUGCUUACACUUGCCUGUGAUUAUCUCUGUUAUUGUAACAGCAUGAAGUUGUAUCAGUAAUCAUGAUUUAUAAAGGAAAAACAAAUGUUUUGGCAUUCUUUAAAAGCAAUAUGUUAAAAUAUACUCUAGUCACUUUUACUAAAGUUGAUUCAGGACAUUACGUACAUAGGUAUUCCUCAUUAUUGCUUACCUUUUUACAUUCAUUGUAGGUAUGUGUAAACCUUGUUUUGCCUUUUGCAAUUCAAUAUUAAACAUCUAAUCAUUUUACAACGAAAACAUCACAAUGUCAUCGAUGCAAACAUCAAAUGGAUGGCUCAUUUGUUAUACCUAAAUGUAAGAUAUAUUCAUCAUUAGCAUACAGCACACCAGUCGUAGCUCAUAAACGAAAUGGAUGCAAUGAAUACGGCGAGUAAAUACAUCAAAUACGC
Amphibalanus amphitrite is the source of this 2001-nucleotide messenger RNA. RefSeq names its product tubulin beta chain-like. The record is from RefSeq and is a predicted model, not a curated record. The coding region runs from base 70 to 1422 and encodes 450 amino acids. Gene Ontology annotation, cellular component: cytoplasm; microtubule. Gene Ontology annotation, molecular function: GTPase activity; structural constituent of cytoskeleton; GTP binding. Lineage: Eukaryota; Metazoa; Arthropoda; Thecostraca; Balanomorpha; Balanidae. The transcript has 4 exons. Gene Ontology annotation, biological process: microtubule cytoskeleton organization; mitotic cell cycle.